AUAUCAUAUUUUAAGAAAUGAAAUAGGAAGCAUCUUACCGCGAUAUUUUUCACCAACCCUCGUACAUUACCCCCGUAUAAAAGAGGUUGACCUGGUGGGGAAAGACAUUUCAAUUCGCUUGAUGCUUCUUAUAUAUUUGUAUGAUAUACAACUUCUGAUAAUUUGUGCGCUAUAUAAGAUAGAGAGUAUACUAAUAUCUGAGUACCACGUGUCAGCCCGCAAGGAUGAAGAGUUUAUCAAAAGUGACAAUUAAAAAGGAACAUGAAUACACACUUGACAUUGAGGCUGGCGAUAAGCCGCUAGGUGCAUGCAGGGGUAUAAUAAAUAUCAGGUUUCGAGGCAAUGGCAAAGAGGGUGACGAAGAAGAGUUUGCUGUAGCUCACUUUCCUGACAACUUUGAAAGAGGCUUUAUUACUACAUUCGAUGUGGUUGAACCAAAGCUUGACGUGAUUGAUGAGAUCGAGAUCCGUGGUGGUACAAUGAUUGGUGAGAAAGGGUGGAAAAUUGACAGAAUCACAACAACUAACAAAAAGACAGGAGCUAAAUCAGUAUUUCCAGUAUUCACCAACAUAAAAUGUGACCAAACGUACAAGUUCAGAACAAAUGAUGUAUCACUGCCACAAAAGAGUUCAAAUAAAG
This is a messenger RNA of Ruditapes philippinarum (Manila clam), 639 nucleotides long. RefSeq lists its product as uncharacterized. The record is from RefSeq and is a predicted model, not a curated record. NCBI's taxonomy places the organism in Eukaryota, Metazoa, Mollusca, Bivalvia, Venerida, Veneridae. Gene Ontology annotation, molecular function: protein binding.